CGUAACGGUACUUUUUUAGGACGCAAAUUACUAUCGUGCUUAUGUUACAAUGACAGCUAAUGCAAAGUUUGAAUAUUCCAAAGACCUCGAAAAUUUGAAAGGGAAUGGAACGACGUCCGACAUCGCGAUCUGCGCGUUGUAGUUUACAGACGACCUUCCGUCGUUACCUCAAACCGGCGGAUUGAUCCGAAUACACCACAGUUCCCAGAAGGCAAUCGGCCACAAUAACACACGUCAUCGAGCACGUGAUCAUUAAGCGGAGCCGACCAAAAUCCCAAACAAGGAAAUGGUGGGGUAAUAAAACGAUCGGAUCAUUUAAUUAAUGCAUGUUAUAAUUUAUAUUUUAUUUUAUUGUAAAUUAAGAAUUAUUUAUGGGUUAAAAUGGACCACGACUUCAAAACGAAGCUCGCCGCCGAGAGGGAGAGAGUGGAAGAUCUGUUUGAAUUUGAAGGUUGUAAAGUGGGUCGCGGCACAUACGGGCAUGUUUAUAAAGCGAAGCGAAAAGACGGGAAGGAUGAGAAGGAGUAUGCUCUCAAACAGAUCGAAGGCACUGGUAUUUCCAUGUCUGCCUGCAGGGAAAUUGCUUUGCUGAGAGAGUUAAAGCAUCCAAAUGUCAUCGCCCUGCAGAAAGUAUUUCUCUCUCACAGUGACCGCAAAGUCUGGCUCCUGUUUGACUAUGCUGAGCAUGACCUGUGGCACAUCAUAAAAUUUCAUCGAGCAUCAAAGGCCAACAAGAAACCCAUGCAGCUACCGAGGGGGAUGGUGAAGUCUCUUCUUUACCAAAUCUUAGACGGCAUCCAUUACCUUCAUGCCAACUGGGUCCUGCACAGAGAUCUGAAACCUGCCAAUAUCCUGGUCAUGGGGGAAGGCCCAGAGCGAGGAAGAGUCAAAAUUGCUGAUAUGGGUUUUGCCCGACUCUUUAACUCUCCACUGAAGCCGUUGGCCGAUCUGGACCCAGUGGUCGUCACAUUCUGGUACCGAGCCCCAGAACUACUGCUCGGGGCGAGACACUACACCAAAGCAAUCGAUAUUUGGGCAAUAGGCUGUAUCUUUGCGGAGCUGUUGACGUCAGAACCAAUCUUUCAUUGCCGACAAGAAGACAUAAAGACCAGCAAUCCUUUCCAUCACGACCAGUUGGAUCGCAUAUUUAGCGUCAUGGGCUUCCCAGCAGAUAAAGACUGGGAAGAUAUCCGGAAAAUGCCAGAAUAUCCAACUCUACAGAAAGAUUUCAGAAGAACCACAUAUGCCAACAGCAGUCUUAUCAAAUACAUGGAGAAACAUAAAGUCAAACCAGACAGCAAAGUGUUUCUACUGCUCCAGAAGUUGCUGACUAUGGAUCCCACCAAAAGAAUCACUUCUGAGCAGUCGCUGCAGGACCCAUAUUUCCUGGAGGAUCCCUUACCUACGUCUGAUGUAUUUGCUGGAUGUCAGAUUCCCUACCCCAAACGAGAGUUUCUAUCUGAGGAUGAACCAGAGGAGAAAACAGAGAAGAACCAGACACAGCAGCACCAGCAGAUGGCUGCGCAGACGCAGACACAAACGCAGACACAGCAGGCUCCAACCCAACAGAGCUCAGCGCAGACGAACGGCACAUCAGGCACUGCAGGGGCCAACACGGGCCCCUCCAUACAGCAUGGACAGGAACAGGGGCCACCAAACAAAAAACCUCGCACCUCAGGAACCAGUGUUCUUCAAACAGACUACCAGCACUCCAGCUCGCGGCUCGGCUACCAGAGCAAUGUCCAAGGCUCUACCCAGUCGCAAAGCACUAUGGGAUACUCAUCCUCAUCUCAGCACUCUCAUCAGUCACAUCGAUACUGAGACUCAAAAUCCUACUUAAGCACUUAAAAGAAAUAUUAACCACGAGCAUUAAGCCAGGCACGUCAGAGUUGUGAUUCAAAUGAAUUGCUGGCCCUUGUCCCAUAAUAUGGCCCCAACAUAAACACAAAAAACCCAAGUUUAUUCUCUCACAGCUAUCUACUCCAACCAAAGCACAACUUUACAAUCCCUUUAUUUCGCUCCUCAAGAGAACCAGAGCCAUAAUUGGGCAUUUUCCUCAAUAUCUCAACAGUUUUUCAAUUUAUUGUAUUAAAACUUCCACCAGCUCCAACACCAACCAAACCUAAUAGUCUGCUGACUGUUUAGCAUCUUUAUGCAUUCUCAAUUCAUUUUACCAUGGUUAGACCAAAACAGUCUCAAAAUGAUCAGGUAAAUGCUAUUGGGGUCAUAGCUACCUUGUUACAAUGGGGUCAUUAAGCUGGCGUCCCACUGGCCGACUCCAAAAAACUAGCAUUUCAUCAGAGCAAUCAUAGCUACCAAAUCUGACCAUUUACAGUGUUCCAGUGACAAGUCAUUUUCUCUAUCAUCACUGCUUCAAGAUGUGUCCCAGAUAUUUGAGUCAUGAGGAAACGGGACUGUCCUGGCUGAGAAUGGUUAGAAAACAGAUUAACUUGAAAGAGAAGUCACA
This is a messenger RNA of Carassius auratus (goldfish), 2467 nucleotides long. RefSeq names its product cyclin-dependent kinase 19. Gene Ontology annotation, molecular function: ATP binding; protein serine/threonine kinase activity. The transcript has 13 exons. The record is from RefSeq and is a predicted model, not a curated record. The coding region runs from base 382 to 1821 and encodes 479 amino acids. Gene Ontology annotation, cellular component: cytosol; nucleus. Gene Ontology annotation, biological process: protein phosphorylation. Lineage: Eukaryota; Metazoa; Chordata; Actinopteri; Cypriniformes; Cyprinidae.